GAGGAAAUCAGAGAGCAACAGAAGAUCAUUCACAACCAGCAGCAGGGGAAGAUAGGACUGCUUCAUUCUUUACAAGAGCAGAAGCAGAAAGUGGAGCAGCUCCAAUACCGGCAGGAGCAGAUGAAUAUUGAACACGCUCAGCUCCUUUCAGCGAAAGACGAGGAGAUUCAGCAUUUGCAGGACACGAUAGAACAAAUGAAAGCCCGGUUGCCUGACAGCCAGCACAUUCCAACAGAAGACUGUGAUGAUGUGGAAGUCACAACCAGUCAGCCUCUUCCCAGAGAAAACGGAAGUGAAAAGCUUGAUUCACGUGAAGCCGAAACUCAAAGAUUAGUCCUAGGAAUCAAAGACCACGAACUGGAGAUGAAGCUUCUAACUGAACAGAACAUCCGACUGACGGAACAGAUCGAUCGGCUCUCCAAAGAGGAGAUUGGUAAACUAACUCAGAUUAUCCAGCAGAAAGACUUGGAGAUUCAGGGUCUUUCCAGCAGGAUCUCUGCAGCUUCUCACAGCCAGAACGGGGACGUGGAGCGACUUCAGCGGCAAUUUCAAGAGUAUGCUUGGAAAAGCGAAUAGGUCUUGGCUGUCUUAAAUGAGAAAACGAGGGAGAACAGCAAUCUGAGGACGGAGUAUGACAAAAUGGCAGAUAGGAUGGCUGCCACAGAAGCAGACCUCCGGCGGAUGCAAGAGGAAAAUCAAAAACUGUCCACUAGAAUUGACAGUAGUGGUCAGGAGAUGUUUAGAGAAACGAUUCAGAAUUUAUCACACAUUGUUCGAGGAAAAGACCUCGAAGUGGAUGCGUUAAGUCAGAAAUGUCAGACUUUAUUGACACUCCUGCAACCAUCCAGCCCUGGGAAUGAGGUUCGAGGCGUUACUAUGGAUCAGUUCAAGCAGCUUCUACAGGAACGGGACACAUUAAAACAGCGAGUGAAGAUCAUGGAAGAGUGGAAACAGCAGGUGAUGACCACAGUCCAAGAUAUGAAGCGUGAGUCACCCCAGCUUGAGAGAGAUCUGGCACAACUCCAGGCGCGGGCUUUCACCAGCAGCGAGAAGGAUUCUGAACUACAGACGACCUCUAGUGACCUGAUCCAGACGUACAAAGGCAAUGAAAUAAAAUUACAACAUUUAGAGAAGGAACUGGCACAAAUUCAGCUCAGCAUCGGGGAGCUUUGCAAUGCCAAGGAUCUCCUUCUAGGGAAACUGGACGUGAUUUUCCUCCAGCCCUCCUCCGACUCCUCAGAGUCAGCGGACUCUCUGGAGCCCAUGAAAUCUGACAGAGUGAGUGAGGCUUCUCAGUUGCUCCAAGCGGAGGUAGAAGAGCUGAGAAAAUCAAUGCAAGAAAAAGAUAGAAUGAUUCGAACCCUCCAGGAAGAUAAGCAGAGAUGGACUGAUUCCGUGGCUGCCACGUGGGAAGGAGAAGGCCAAGAACAGGAACACAGGGAUUCCGACAUCGAGCAGCUGAAGGAGAAACAGGCCGUUCUACAAAACUUCAUUCAGGAUCAGGAGCUCCGAAUCCAAGCGAAAAGUGAGGACUUGCUUUCUUUACAGGAGAACUUCCGUAGCCAAGUGAGUGAAAAUGAACUUUUGAGGCAGACGGUCACCAAUCUGAAGGAGAGAAUAGCAGAGUUGGAAAUGGAUGUGUGUCAACUGAGAGAGGAAAAUGCAAAAGUCGAGGAAAACUCU
Messenger RNA from Leptonychotes weddellii (Weddell seal), 1683 nucleotides. NCBI's taxonomy places the organism in Eukaryota, Metazoa, Chordata, Mammalia, Carnivora, Phocidae. The record is from RefSeq and is a predicted model, not a curated record.